Symbiodinium sp. CCMP2592 is the source of this 783-nucleotide messenger RNA. Lineage: Eukaryota; Dinophyceae; Suessiales; Symbiodiniaceae. The record is from the annotation of a GenBank genome assembly.
AUGAUGAGCGAGGUUUCUUUAGAUUGGCCUCUGAGCAAGGAGGAGCAAAAAAAGCGGAUCAUGCGACUGUACGACAAGGAUGUCCAAGCUGCCAAUGAGCUACUCCAUUCUGGGGAGGCGGCCUUGAAGGUGGCCUUGAAGGCCUUACACCAGAGGCUGAAGGAUAGCCAAGGGGAGGGCAGCACGGCUUCUCAGGACAUGCCUUGUCCAGAGCAGAGAGACCUUGGAGUCGGAGGUCGGAUGGCCGCAGGCCGCGAGGCUGUGACGUCGAUCCAGUCUGAACCGGAAGAACCGCGGACGCCGACCUCCCCUACCUGCACCGAGCAGACCGAGCCAGAGGCGGCGGAGGAAACCCAGGAGGACGGCGAAAAUGCCGCGGAAGCCGCGGCGCGUUUGCAGCACGCCAUCGUGGACGCCGCUGCUGCGCUGGCUUCCCUGUUUGGAACUUCAUCCUUGUCUUCCGUGUUGGUGGGCAUUGCUGCCGACGCAGACAAGGACAGCCCAGAGGAGUGCAUUGAGGUCAGGCAACGCGCAAAGUCCGAAGGUGCCCGAGUCAUUGCCCCGGCCAUCCAGAAGCCCGAGGAUCGCCGUCGCAGAAAGUCGCGAGGGGGAGAACCGUUGAAAGUGUCAUUCGCAGAUGACGAGGACUUCAUCUUUGUCUUGAUCACCCUUUGGCUUAGCCACAUCGCCAAGCAAUUGCUUUUAGCAACACUGCUUGCCACACCCUGCGUGGAUGCUGUCCGAAGAGUGUUCAGAAAUCGCUUACACCUCGCAACUGACUGA